AUGUCAGCCAUGCAAGAAAAGCAUGAAGGCUUGGUUGAGGCACAUACGGCCGCACCAUUGACCAUCUUCAAAAAGAUAUAUCCGACAGACUAUUUUCGUCGGCAUCUUGAGGAGCGAAUUCGAGAGGAUGGGCGCUCCCUAGAUCAAUUUCGUUCGGCAUCCUUAGCCACAGGUAUUUUAUCACAGCCUUAUGGCAGCGCACUUGUGCGCUUUGGUGAAGGUACAUUGGUCACGGCUGCGGUGCAUGCAGAGGUGACUGAGCCGACACUGGAGCGCCCUAACGAAGGAUUUGUUAUUCCAAAUGUUGAGCUCCCCGCUUUGUGCUCACCUCAAUACAAGGCAGGUCCUCCAGGCGAUGAAGCACAAAUUAUGACUCACUACUUGCAAAUGUUCCUGAAUCAGUCUGGUAUUCUUCCAUGUACUUCAUUAUGUAUCGAGACUGGAUCAGCUGUGUGGGUUUUACAUGUCGACGUUGUUUGUAUUAGCGCAGAUGGCAGCGUGAUGGAUGCUGCGGCUUUGGCAGCUGUGGCAGCAUUGUACGAUUGCCGUCUACCACGCGUUUCCCGUCACAUGAAUUCUAGCCAGGUCAUUUGCGAUACCGAUGCCACAGAACGCCUAUCGCUUACUUGCAUUCCUAUCCUAACAACAAUAUCUCUGUACGAUUGGACAUAUCUCCUAGCUGAUGCCACUGAAUUUGAACAGUCAUUAUGUGCAGGAAGUAUCCAGAUGGGUACGUUGGACGACAAGCCUAAUGGUAUCUUUUGGACUAAAGUUCGGGGAAGAUGCACAGCUAUGCAACCACAUGUCCUCGAAAAUGAGUCGUUGAUUGAAUGGUGCGAACGUACAACCCAGAACCGUGCACAGCAACUGCGAUCAUUGCUGUUAGAUGCUUUACGUGCCUAA
Messenger RNA from Malassezia restricta, 903 nucleotides. Its product is annotated as exosome complex component RRP43. The record is from RefSeq and is a predicted model, not a curated record. The transcript has a single exon. NCBI's taxonomy places the organism in Eukaryota, Fungi, Basidiomycota, Malasseziomycetes, Malasseziales, Malasseziaceae. The coding region runs from base 1 to 903 and encodes 300 amino acids. Gene Ontology annotation, cellular component: nuclear exosome (RNase complex); cytoplasmic exosome (RNase complex). Gene Ontology annotation, biological process: nuclear mRNA surveillance; nuclear polyadenylation-dependent rRNA catabolic process; exonucleolytic trimming to generate mature 3'-end of 5.8S rRNA from tricistronic rRNA transcript (SSU-rRNA, 5.8S rRNA, LSU-rRNA).